GGGACUUCCGGUGCAUGGGGUGCUGUUCCGGGUUGUGGCGCGGUUCGAGGCAGCGAGGGUGCUACUUGGCCGGCCUGCGGCUGCUACCGGUACUGACAUGAGGGCGAGCCGGGAAAGCGGCAGCUAAGCAGGCUGGGAAAGCGCCAGUCCCCAAGAAUUCCGAGAGUGCGGAGCUCGGGGCAGGGGCUGGAAGGCGCCGGCAAGCUGGGCCCUCCGCUCAGGAACGUGUCCCGGGGCCGACCCGGCCCGUAGUGUGGCAGCAGCUUCAGUGAGGAGCUCAAUUCAAGUCUUGCCAGGAUGCCAAGCUUUCUGAUUCUAAUUGACAUGCUUAAAGUCAUACAACCAUUUAUUGGCUGGCCCCAGUGGAGAAUGGCCCAAAUCUAAAAUGCUGCUCCUUCUCUCUUGAUGGCAGUUGCUGACAUAUAGGAGACUAACAAAGAAGACUGAGGUACAGACUUGAAUCUUGAAGUGAUGUGAGGUGGGAUUUUGGAGUCACACCCACCUGGAUUGACUACUGGCUCUGUCAGUUCUUAACUGUGUGACGUGGACAAUCUGCAAAAUGAGGACAAUACUGCCAAUCUCAUGCAGUAUUUGUGAGGAGUAAAUGAAACAACUAAUGUAGGUGAGCCUGUGAAACAAUAUGAAGAGGAGAAAAUAGCCUUUUAAGGAAAUUGGCCCACAGAAAGGAUGGCCUUCUUGGACAAUCCAACUAUCAUUCUAGCUCAUAUUCGACAGUCACACGUGACCAGUGAUGACACAGGAAUGUGUGAGAUGGUUCUCAUUGAUCAUGAUGUUGACCUAGAGAAGAUUCAUCCUCCUUCAAUGCCUGGAGACAAUGGGUCAGAAAUUCAGGGAAGCAAUGGUGAGACUCAGGGCUAUGUAUAUGCCCAAUCAGUCGAUAUCACCUCAAGUUGGGACUUUGGUAUUAGAAGACGCUCAAAUACAGCUCAGAGAUUAGAACGACUCCGAAAAGAGAGACAAAACCAGAUCAAAUGCAAAAAUGUUCAGUGGAAAGAAAGAAAUUCUAAGCAAUCAGCCCAGGAGUUGAAGUCACUAUUUGAGAAAAAGUCCCUCAAAGAGAAACCUCCAAGUUCUGGAAAGCAGUCAAUAUUAUCUGUACGCCUGGAGCAAUGCCCUCUGCAGCUGAAUAACCCCUUUAACGAGUAUUCCAAAUUUGACGGCAAGGGUCAUGUAGGCACAACAGCAACCAAGAAGAUCGACGUCUACCUCCCCCUGCAUUCAAGCCAAGACAGACUGCUGCCAAUGACUGUGGUGACAAUGGCCAGUGCCAGGGUGCAGGACCUGAUCGGGCUCAUCUGUUGGCAGUACACAAGCGAAGGACGGGAGCCAAAGCUCAAUGACAAUGUCAGUGCCUACUGCCUGCAUAUUGCUGAGGAUGAUGGGGAAGUUGACACAGAUUUCCCUCCACUGGAUUCCAACGAGCCCAUUCAUAAAUUCGGCUUCAGUACUUUAGCCCUGGUUGAAAAGUAUUCAUCUCCUGGUCUGACAUCCAAAGAGUCGCUUUUUGUUCGAAUAAAUGCUGCUCAUGGAUUCUCCCUUAUUCAGGUGGAUAACACAAAGGUCACCAUGAAAGAAAUCUUGCUAAAGGCAGUGAAACGAAGAAAAGGAUCCCAGAAAAUUUCAGGCCCUCAGUACCGCCUGGAGAAGCAGUGCGAGCCCAACGUCGCCGUGGACCUGGAGAGCACUUUGGAGAGCCAGAGCGCGUGGGAGUUCUGCCUGGUCCGCGAGAACAGUUCAAGGGCAGACGGGGUUUUUGAGGAAGAUUCACAAAUUGACAUAGCUACAGUACAGGAUAUGCUUAGCAGCCACCAUUACAAGUCAUUCAAAGUCAGCAUGAUCCACAGACUGCGAUUCACAACGGAUGUACAGUUAGGUAUCUCUGGUGACAAAGUAGAGAUAGAUCCUGUUACGAAUCAGAAAGCCAGCACUAAGUUUUGGAUUAAGCAGAAACCCAUCUCAAUCGAUUCUGACCUGCUCUGUGCCUGUGACCUUGCUGAAGAAAAAAGCCCCAGUCACGCAAUAUUUAAACUCACGUAUCUAAGCAAUCACGACUAUAAACACCUCUACUUUGAAUCCGACGCUGCUACCGUCAAUGAGAUCGUGCUCAAGGUCAACUACAUCCUGGAGGCACGAGCAAGCACUGCCCGGGCUGACUAUUUUGCUCAAAAACAAAGAAAACUGAACAGGCGUACAAGCUUCAGCUUCCAGAAGGAGAAGAAAUCAGGGCAGCAAUGACACUGGCCUCCAGCCUCAACCUGUUGCCAUAACUCAGAGCCUGCCUGCCAGGCCAGGGGGCCCUAGAGCCCUCCCGGGUCCUGCAGUCCUCGGGGGGAGGCAGUCCCUGGCUCACGGGCACAGGGCUGGUGUGCUCUCAGGGGGAGGGGCCCCCUCAGAACAGAGUGGAGGACAUUUCCAUGGGACUGAAGCCUGAGAGGCAGUGGCUUUGAUUAGCAGUGCGCAGGGGCCAGGGGACACCAAGGAGCCACGUGCUGCCCAGCCAUCGUCUCCGCCCGACGGCCCUCCUGAGGAUGUACAUAGCCACGCCCAGACAUUUCCUUGCAACUUGAUCAAAUUUCUUAAACAAAGAACAAAAAUUUUUAUCCUUUGAAUAAAACAGGUGUACUCUUUA
Molecule: messenger RNA, 2650 nt
Organism: Manis pentadactyla (Chinese pangolin)
Lineage: Eukaryota; Metazoa; Chordata; Mammalia; Pholidota; Manidae
Gene: MAPKAP1
Product: MAPK associated protein 1
Exons: 14
Coding region: 688-2256 (522 amino acids)
Biological process (GO): TORC2 signaling
Cellular component (GO): cytoplasm; plasma membrane; TORC2 complex
Molecular function (GO): phosphatidylinositol-4,5-bisphosphate binding
Source: RefSeq, a predicted model, not a curated record